Diprion similis is the source of this 2598-nucleotide messenger RNA. RefSeq names its product vascular endothelial growth factor receptor 1-like. Gene Ontology annotation, biological process: cell-cell adhesion. Gene Ontology annotation, molecular function: cell adhesion molecule binding. Gene Ontology annotation, cellular component: cell-cell junction. The record is from RefSeq and is a predicted model, not a curated record. The transcript has 18 exons. Lineage: Eukaryota; Metazoa; Arthropoda; Insecta; Hymenoptera; Diprionidae. Bases 1 to 2598 code for a protein of 865 amino acids.
AUGCGGUGUCUUACAGCAACCUGUAUUUUACUCCUGACGGUAAUGGAAUUGAAAGGCCUAUGUCAAAGUUUCGAGACGCAUUUCUAUGGUGAUUCUAGCGAUCAGCUUUUUGGUUAUUCUUUUAGAGUUUCGGAUACUACGUAUGGGGUUAUCGAACAGACUGGAGCACGGAAGCCAACGAUGAUUCCUGACAAAGAGCAGCUUGUUAUCCAGGAAGGAGCGGAGUUGAGAAUAUCCUGUCAGGGCGAUAGUCCUAUUCAGUUUUCUACCAUGGACCUGUCAGGAUAUGCAUACUCUCAGCAAUCGAAUCAUACUAUCGUUGUCGAUAACAAUACUCACGAGUAUACCUUCAUUGUACCUCGUGCCACGGCAGUGGAUACCGGUUGGUACGCUUGUUCCGAGGAAGGGAUGACGAUUAUCAAUGACGAGCAAACCAUCAAUCGUUCGAGCGAAAAUGUUAAUUGGAUUUAUGUCUACGUCAAUUCAUUCAUUAAGAUUCGUUCGCUCGAUUCUCGAAUCUAUAACACUCAAUUAACAGUAGUCAUAUGGAUAUAUAUAUAUGUACUCUUUUCAGCCGCGAACCGAUCAUUUGCUACUGAUUUGGGCUAUACGAUAAUCAGAUUGCCUGGAAGUUCCUUCGUCGUACCAUGUCGGCCAACAGCGGAAGAUCUGAAGCCAAAACUUCUGUUCAAUUAUCAGGAAGACGAUUCGGAACUAGACAAUUUCAAAUUCGAUUCGAAAAUAGGAUUCAUCAAAGAUGACGUCAACGUUAAUGACGCUGGCGUUUACAAUUGUAUACUUCCGUUUUCCAAUAAUCCCGAAAAAGUCGAAGAACUGGAUUACGAAUUGGAUCUAGAUUUAGACGAUUUACAGCCUCCGUUCUUCGAUGAUAACGAACUUCGUCACUUGGUCUGGGGAAGAAACCAGACUAUCACCUGCCACAUCAGUUUUGAAACUCCCGACUCGUAUCGGGAACCCUAUAGCGUGGAGUGGACAGUUCCGAGUUCAGUACCAGAAACAAGAUUGGUUCGCACGCAUCCUACUCGUGACAGUAGUCAAUUGACAAUAAUAGAUGUUCAAGAAAGUGAUAGCGGGGUAUAUAAUUGCACCGUGAGGAAAAUGGGAAAGCAAGAAAGCGUAGGGAGAAACGUUCAAUUUCAUGAUCCUAAUCGUCCGCAUCUCAAGGUAAUCGAAUCUAGUGAGAAUGCGUCAUUUAUACAUGUUACCGAAAAAUCAACGGCAAUUUGGGCGAUAGAUAUUGACACGUAUCCCAAAGCAACAGUGACAUGGUUCUCUAAGGAUAAAACGGAAAUCACCAAUACCAGCAAGUACUCGCAUGCUGUACAUGGAUUACGUCACGUGUUCCAAAUAUCCGAUGUAAGAAUUGCUGACGCUGGCGUAUACACCAUCCACAUUGACACUUCGAACCAAACUAGAGACCAUGAACUUCUAUUAGUGGUUCAAGCCGCACCGGUGGCUCGCAUCGUCGAAGCUUCGUCAUAUUAUGCAGUGGGAGAAUCCGCAAGAUUUUCUUGUCACAUAUCAGGUUCACCGUUACCGAAUGUAACGUGGAGUUAUUUGGAAUACCCUGAUUUUCCAUCGAAGAGUAUCUCCAAUCGUCCAAAUUUUUUGGAACUCGUAAUGAAAUCUUCCGAAUUUUCCACCGCUGGAUUCAUUUCACAGGUCAACAUAACGAUCAAAAUGGAGGGAGAUCUGAUAUGUAAAAGCUGCAAUAACAUUGGCUGUGUCGAAGAUAGAAAAUCAAUAUUUGUUUCCGACGCAAAUGGAUCUUUCGGCAUAAUUGAUCCAGGCUUCGUUGUGGAAGGCGAUAACAUCGAUCUUACGUGCGGUGCUUCUGUUCACAAUUAUACCGAUGACAUUACAUGGGACGUGAAGAACGCUUCUAGAAACGAAAGCAUGAUAAUCAAUAAACGGAAGACGAACUUUACGUUUCAGUCAAUUCUUAAAAUAGAAAAUGUGCUGAAAUCGGAUUCAGGAGAUUAUUUCUGCAAAGCCGUAAAUAAGAAUAAUCAGGAAGAAACGAUUGCAUAUCGUUUGUCGGUACUGGACGCGCAAGUGCCGUCAAUCAUUGAAUCGAAUAUGAAUAAUUCUCAAAUUAUAAUCGAUCUGGGAAAGGAUGAGAAGGCUACUCGUAGACUAACUUGUUCUGUCGAAGGAAUGCCGUUUCCAGAAAUAACGUGGCUCAAGAACGGUGAAAGGCUUGAAAAUAACGAACAGUACGCCAUUUCGUUCAACAAGUCUGAGCUGCACAUAAAAUACUUCUUUAGUACUGACGGUGGAAAUUACUCCUGCCGAGCGAAGAGUCGUCUUGGUGUUAGUGAGAAAUCUUUGAGCAUUUUGAUCGAAGAAGCACCUCGUAACAAUGGAAUAUGGAUCGCUUUGAUCUGUGUUCUCAUCGUCGUCAUUGUCGGAGUGGUAAUUUACAUGAGAUUCAAAGUAAAGCGAGAAGAGCGUUUGAAGAAAGAAUAUCGCAACAUCGCACUUUCGCAAAUUCAACAAAGGUCCCCCGAGUUCAAUCUCAAUGACGAAGAUGAGCUGAUACCAGUUUAUCAGGGAAUAGUGCGGCAACAACUCUAA